AUGUUGCGCCUCCGAAAUCGCCUGCCCGCUCUGCUCCGCGUCGCAUCACCGCUGCCCGCCCCCAUCCACCCCCGCCCGUGCUGCAUCCUCUCCACCUCCACCUCCCCCGCGCCCUUCUCCGUCGAGGACUACCUCGUCGCCUCCUGCGGCCUCGCCCCAGCACAGGCCUGCGAGGUGUCCAAGAAGUUGUCCCGCGAAUUAUUAUCCACAGGAUCCAGGAGGCCAUUGGAUGAGCUCUCCUAUUCCCGCCUCAACUCGGCCUCCAACCCCGAUGCCAUCAUUGCCCUGCUCGCCGGCGCCGGCCUCUCCCGCGCCGACAUCGCCGCCGUCGUCUCCGCUGACCCGCUGCUCCUCCGCGCUUACGCAAAGAAGAUCGCGCCCCGCCUUCUUGGUCUCCGCGACCGCGUCGGUCUUUCUCCUCCCCAAAUCGUUCGCUUCCUCCUGGUCGGCCCACAUGUUCGCACCCGCAGCGGCGUCGUUCCCAAGCUCGAGUUCUUCAUCUCCUUCUAUGGCUCGUUUGAGCAGGUCUUGGUGGUCCUAAGGAGGAAUAGCCGUCUCCUCAGCGCGAGCAUUGAGAGGUCAGUCAAGCCUAACAUUGCUUUGCUGCGUCAUCGGGGUGUUCGAGAUAUUGCCCAGCUGUGUUCAAAGGUCCCACGGCUGCUUAACUUCAACCCGGAACGCGUGAAAGAGUUUUUGCUACGGGCGGAACAACUUGGGGUGCCUCCCACUUCGGGGCUAUUCAAGUAUGCAGUGUACGUCGUUGUCUGUAUUUCCAAAGAGAAGGUUGCUGCCAAACUUGAGUUCUUGAAGAGAACUCUUGGUUGUUCGAAGUCUGAGGUUUCCACUGCAGUGUCCAAGAUGCCAGUUAUAUUAGGAUUGUCUGAGAAAAAUCUUCUCCGCAAGAUUGAGUUCCUAGUCAACGAGGCUGCGAUGGAGCCAUGGACAAUUGUGGAAAAGCCUGUCCUGCUUACAUACAGCCUCGAGAAGCGACUAGUGCCCCGGCAUUAUGUCAUGAAGAUCCUGCAGGAAAAGGGAUUACUGAAUAGCAAUAUGAGCCUGUCCUCAUUAGGUUAUACUGGAGAGGAGAUUUUCAAAUCAAAGUUCAUCGACUCUCACAUGGACUCUGUUCCUGGCCUUGCAGAUGCUUAUGCUGCAGCUCGUGCUGGUAUUGUGCCCUCUAGAGUGUAA
Miscanthus lutarioriparius is the source of this 1188-nucleotide messenger RNA. NCBI's taxonomy places the organism in Eukaryota, Viridiplantae, Streptophyta, Magnoliopsida, Poales, Poaceae. The record is from the annotation of a GenBank genome assembly.